Esox lucius (northern pike) is the source of this 2933-nucleotide messenger RNA. RefSeq names its product zinc finger protein 276 (gene znf276). The record is from RefSeq and is a predicted model, not a curated record. Gene Ontology annotation, molecular function: zinc ion binding; chromatin insulator sequence binding. Gene Ontology annotation, cellular component: chromosome; nucleus; kinetochore. The transcript is spliced from 11 exons. NCBI's taxonomy places the organism in Eukaryota, Metazoa, Chordata, Actinopteri, Esociformes, Esocidae. The coding region runs from base 291 to 2135 and encodes 614 amino acids. Gene Ontology annotation, biological process: regulation of transcription by RNA polymerase II.
GCUGGUAUACAGCUACCGAGUAUACUAGUUUGUGUUAGUUGAAAACGAUGAUGUAUAUUUUCCUAAACCACUAAUGAAAUGCUAAAACAAUGACGACUCAGAUUUGACGCAAAUCGUGUUCUCUUCACUGAAAGUCGCAGUUACAAGUCUUAAACCAACUGUGGGUUAAAAACAGCUAACGUUGCUGUACGGACACUUCCCAAUGUUAGAUUCAAUGCUGCCUGUACAGUACUCCACAUUACCUUGAUACGAAGUUUCUACGCAUCCACCUUGUGAGUUGGGAUUGUGUUAUGAAGAAGAGAGGGAGGCGCGUACGGCUGCCCGAUGUGCCCGCAGGUCAGAGAAAACAAACUCAGUCAGUGGCGGGGGUCAAGAAACCUACCGUGCGGCAAAGAAGACACAAUAAUGCUGCAAAAACAACUCCAUCAUCAGUUGCAUUUGAUGGAUAUUUCGAGGAUGUUGGUGCAAAUGACAAAUCUGCAGGAUUACAGUUGAGCACAACAGUAUCUAUGGAGACAGAAGGGGAGGAGCAUCCAGAUAACAGAUCAAAGAAAUCAGGUAUGCACAGACUUAGCACUGCAUUCUGUCGACUCUGUCAUGGAAAGUUCUCACCACGGAGGCUGCGACAUGCCUUCGACAAGUGGCCAGGGUCAUCGGAUGGGCUGCCUGAGACAGAGACGGCCCAGUCGCCACUGCUUUUCUACACAGACUUUCAGCGCCUUGUUGGAGUGCCGUUGAACCGGGAUCCCCGUCUUUCACAGUUUGUCUGUAAGAACUGUCACACAAAAUUCUACAAGUGCCACACUAUCCUGCUCACAUUUCUACAGAGGGUAAACCUCUUGCCCACUGUGAAUGUGCACACCAGAGACAGGAAGACUACAGAAUGCUCUCGAGAAACGCUAGAUCCCUCCUUUUUGUCACCCACCAUCUCCUCUGAUCCCAAGUGUCUUCAUAGCCUGGUGUCCUGGGCCCACCACCACGCAGAGGACUGCCGCUCUUGCCCUGACCUGAAGGAGGUGUUGGAGGGGCAGGAGGGGCAGCGCUGGGGCUCGGUCAGGGCCGUCUGGGGUUGCGUGGAUGGACAUAGGUAUGUGAUGGACACACAGACCAGUCCGCCCAGAGCAAACCCUGGCCACACCGAGAGUGAUCCCCUGCUGGAAGGUGAGCAGCAACCCAGGGGGGAGAGAACCCAUGUGAACACCACCGUGGCCCAGCCCAGUCCUGCUGCUACCCCUCAGACUCAGAGCUCCAUUCACACUGAUGCCACCACUAGUGCAGAUGAAUUUCUGUUUGGUGAAGAGACUCCCUCCCCAGCAUCAGCACCACUUAUGGACAGGACAGGAGACAGUGACCUGUCUGACAGGAACGUGUCCAGUGAGGAUGAGUUUGAAGAUAAAAGGAAACAUGGAUCUUCUGAUGAAUUAUUUGAACCAUACCCAGAGAAGAAAGUUGCCUCCCCGAAGAAAAGAACCAGAAGAAAGGAAUCAAAGGGUCCAGAGGAGCCUCAACAGCCUAAAGUGAGAAAAAAGCCAGGACCCAAGCCUGGCUGGAAAAAGCCCAUAAAGUCAGAAAGAGAGGAGCUCCCCAAUAUCUACAAAUGCCCAUACCAGGGCUGCACAGCUGUGUACCGAGGUGCGGAUGGCAUGAAGAAACACAUUAAGGAGCACCAUGAAGAGGUCCGCGAGAGACCCUGCCCCCAUCCUGGCUGCAACAAGGUCUUCAUGAUUGACCGUUACCUGCAGCGACACGUCAAACUCAUUCACACAGAGGUGAGGAACUACAUCUGUGACCAGUGUGGGCAGACCUUCAAGCAGAGGAAGCAUCUGUCUGUGCACCAGAUGAGACACUCAGGAGCCAAGCCACUACAGUGUGAAGUGUGCGGUUUCCAGUGCCGCCAGAGGGCAUCCCUAAAAUACCACAUGACCAAACAUAAGGCAGAGGCUGAUCUGGAAUUUGCGUGCGGACUGUGUGGGAAGCGCUUUGAGAAGGCCCACAACCUCAACGUCCACAUGUCCAUGGUUCACCCUCUCACACAAGCCGCUUCCGGAGAGAACGCUGACAGCCCCCCCAACCCUGCAAACUCCAACAUGCAGAGCGUCACGGACAUCGGGGAGAUGAACCCCUACACUAGCUGACAACAACCACAGUGUCCAUUGAACCACAACAGGGGCCCUGCACAAGAACUCGGGUGUUGAGUGUGAUGCCUGCUGGAACUGAUUGACAUGAGAUGUAGAGUUUUUUUUGUUUUUUUUAACCAACUUGGACUGUAGAAUAUAACAGUUCCUCUGGAGUGUAGGUAGAAGAAACCUGAAGGGUCUAAGCCAUGAAAUGGUGUGCUCUUGUUCUGGUCUUGAUGCACUGUUCUGUGGUUUCUUCACUGAUGUCAGUGUUAAAGACAGUUGACACGUGGACCACCUACGCUCCAAACCCACAGUGUAUUUGAUAGUGUAAAUUAAUACAUGUGUAGAUAAAUGCUUUUUUUUAAUUAAGCUGUAAAACAGGCUCUUCUGUGUACUGAUACCUUUUUACAAUGCAUAAACAGUGUUUUCUCACACACACACACACACGUUAACCAGAAACUUCCGACCAAGGUCUCGGUGUCCUCACUCUAAAAUAGCUUUCUAAUGUUCAUCAGGAAAGACCAGAUAGUCGGUAUGUCCAAGAAGCACCUUCUGCCAAAUUCAUCACAAGAAGUCCAGCUCUGGGCUGAGGCUGGAAGCACUGAGGUGAGAGACCAGAGCAGCAGUCACCUCAGGGUCCAGGUGACCACACAACGUCUCCAGCUAGGGACAGGAUAGAGAGGGUCACAACUAUCCAUGAGGUUCAAUGCAUUUGGAGUCUGCUGUUGUGGUAAAAUCCAUGAAUAAAUCAUAGCCUGUAUGUGUGUGAUGUUUGAUAUUUGUGAUAUCCUAAUAAAUGAACAAUAUCAUAUC